UCCCGCCCAUGCCAAGCCCGAUCCCAGCCCGCUUGAUGGCCCAGUUCUGCAGCGUGUUUCCUUGGCCCAAUUGCAGUGCGUCCGCGGCCCAAAUGCUCCAGCAUAGCCCAGGUAGCAGAGUCCUGGCCCAGAUACUCUCUUGCGCGGCCCAGAUGCAGUCCAAGCGGCCCAGCGUGCGGUCUAGCAGCUCAGCUCGAGUCCAGCAGCUACCAGGUUGUCCAGAAAGCUUCAGAAUGGUCCAUCACACUCCAGAUCGGCCCAGCAGCGUGGCAGCAUGGUACAACCCAGUUCAGGUGGAUCCAGUAGCUCCGGUUCGAGUCCAAGAUGGUUCCCGAGCAUCGCCUCACACGGACCGCCUCUUGCGCGCCGCCCAAACGUGCACCGCCCGUCCGCUCUCCUAUUCCUUGGCGCGCGGAGCAUCGCGCGCCUUGUCCUGCACGCAUGCGCCUGCCGCCUCCGCCUCGCCUAGUCCCGCGCGGACUGGGCUUCGCUCAUCCGCCUCGCACGCGCUCGUCAUCUCUCGCGCCCGGCAUCCGCCGCCUUCCCUUCGCGUGUGCGUGUCUAGCAUUCCUAAGCCUGCGAGGCUUAGGUCUCCGCCCGCGUUAUUACUCCACUCGCGCGCCCAUGCGCGCGCACCGCUAUCGUUGCCCUACUCCCGCACGUCCCAACCACCUCCGCGGUUGCUGCCCACGCUCGAUGCCCCCGCACCCUUCUCGCGUUCGUCUGCCAGCUCGCGCGUACCAUCGACGCCCGUGCCCAAAUUACCUACCGCGCACCCGCGUGCACCAAGUUCUCCGCGCGUGCUGCCAGUGCCCGUGGCCUGCUCGCCCGCCGAUGCGUGCCAUUCGCCCAUUAGCCAAACUCCGUCGACCCCUUUGUUGCCGCUCGACCCCGUCGGCUCGACCGAUGGUCGUGGCUCGUCCCAUGGGUCCCAUCCUUCCGACCCA
Molecule: messenger RNA, 947 nt
Organism: Striga hermonthica
Lineage: Eukaryota; Viridiplantae; Streptophyta; Magnoliopsida; Lamiales; Orobanchaceae
Source: the annotation of a GenBank genome assembly